Molecule: messenger RNA, 1983 nt
Organism: Ustilaginoidea virens
Lineage: Eukaryota; Fungi; Ascomycota; Sordariomycetes; Hypocreales; Clavicipitaceae
Exons: 3
Coding region: 1-1983 (660 amino acids)
Biological process (GO): dephosphorylation
Cellular component (GO): fungal-type vacuole membrane
Molecular function (GO): alkaline phosphatase activity
Source: RefSeq, a predicted model, not a curated record
AUGGCGUCAGAGCAAAGCCCCCUCUUAGGGGACCACGGACAGCAUGCUCGUGAUCAAGUGGAUGAGGUGACGCGUGUUGAUGACAAAAGGGCCACGGGAUGGCCCAGAAUCCGUGAGAUCGCAACAUUCGUUUGGGCAUUAGUUGCCACUGCCGCGUUAAUAGUCGUUGCUGUGUGGACUCAGCACUAUGAGCAAACAUGCGGACACGGUUCUCGCGCGGCCAAACGGAAUCUCAUCUUCAUGGUUUCUGACGGGAUGGGACCUGCCUCGCUCUCACUCACCAGGAGUUACCGUCAGCAUGUUGAGGGACUUCCUGAAGGAGACACUCUCACUUUGGACAGCUACUUCUGGGGCUCGAGCCGGACCAGAUCCAGCAACAGUUUGGUCACAGACAGUGCUGCCGGCGCCACGGCGUUUUCCUGCGGCAAGAAGAGCUACAAUGGCGCCAUUUCCAUGCUUCCCGACCUCCAGCCGUGUGGCUCCGUGCUUGAGGCCGCCAAGAGAGCCGGUUAUAUGACGGGUUUGGUUGUCACAACCGAUAUCACAGACGCGACUCCAGCUUGCUUCGCCAGUCACGUAAUGCUAAGACAAAUGAAGGAUGAGAUUGCCCUCCAGGAAAUCGGACAUGGACCCUUGGGACGGUCUGUUGACCUCAUGCUGGGAGGCGGCCGUUGCCAUUUCUUGCCGAAUAGUACCGCCGGAAGCUGCCGGCUGGAUGAUAUCGACGUAGCUGGACUAGCGCAAGACAAGCAUGGAUGGCAAUAUGCUGACAGCCGCAAGGCUUUUGAUGCCCUAGAAGGCGGUAACAAUGCGACUUUGCCUUUGCUCGGCUUGUUCGCCUCCACAGACGUGCCAUUCGAACUGGAUAGAAUGAAGAUGAACGACGUCUACCCGUCUCUCAGCGAGAUGACUGAAACCGCUCUACGUGCCCUCGAAAAGGCUACAGCCAGGAGCGACAAGGGAUUUUUCCUCAUGGUCGAAGGCAGCCGUAUCGAUCACGCAGGACACAUCAACGAUCCUGCUGCCCAGGUUCGCGAGGUCCUGGAGUACGACAAGGCCUUUGGCGCAGUAUUGAAGUUUAUUCAUGACAGCGAAACCGAAAGUACGUUGGUUUCCACCAGCGACCAUGAAACCGGUGGUCUUUCCACUGCUCUCCAAGAGCCUGGCCAUUUGCCUGUUUACAACUGGUACCCGCAAGCUCUGGUAAACGCCUCUGCAUCAUGCGAGAAACUGGCAACCAACUUGCAGAACCAUGUAUCCAAAAACGCCCAGUCUACUUCAAAGCAACAGCUCAAGUCAUGGAUCAACCACGAGCUCAUUAUUCCAGGCCUAGGCAUAUCCGAUGCCACUGAUGAAGAGCUGUCUCUCCUGGCAGAUGAUCCCGAGGGAUCCGUCAAUACAUUCGCAGCCAUCAUUUCCCUUCGUGCCCAUAUUGGCUGGAGCACACAUGGCCACACGGCUGUGGACGUGAAUGUCUACUGCUCCGGUGGUCCGGAGACGGAAAAAAUCCGUGGCAAUGUUGAAAACACAGACAUUGGUAAAUUCCUCAGUCACUAUCUCGAAGUAGACGUGGAUAAAAUCACCCAGGAACUCAGAGAGAAAAUGACCAAAAAGUAUGUGUUGCAGAGCAGCCAGCAACCGGAGAAGGUGUCCUGGGGAUCCGACUCAUACCAUAAACUUGAACCACAUCUCGACAACAGGUCUUAUUUUCGCUUCGGAAAGCAAGUUGGAGAAGCAGAGCGAGUACCCUCGAGCUUCUUUGCAAAGCAUAAUGCCUGUGACUGGAGUUUCAGGAAGCAGCUAGAUAGUAGCGACGUUAUCUUCAUGAGCACUGUUGACGUGCAGAAAUUUCUUCUUUACGAGACUCAUUGGCAGAUUGACCAGGUUAUAAUUUGUCGUGCCCUUGUGUACCUGGUGUGCUCAACGAUGAGGCUAGUCAUAGGUCUGUGUUCUAGCAUACGGGGGUUUGAAUAUGACAGUUGA